GGUAAUCAAGAAAUGUCAUAAAAAUGUCUUAUAUUUUGUAAUCAGUGAUAAAAUACAUAAUUGCUUUAAUUUUUUAUAACGUAAUACUUUUCUCUUAUCUAUAUUAUAAUAAAAUUGUAUAUUAAAAGGUUCAUAAGUUUAUGUACAAAAUGGAAACCAAAGUGGCAGUUGUGACUGGCGGCAAUAAAGGUAUAGGAUUCGAGAUAGUAAAGGGAUUGUGUCAAAAGUUCGAUGGUGCUGUAUACCUCACAGCCAGAAACGAAGAAAGAGGACGGCUGGCUGUAAAGAAACUACAAGAAUUAGGACUAAAUCCUUUGUUUCAUGCGUUGGAUGUCACAAAUACUGAAAGCAUUCAAGAGUUUGCUACCUACAUUUCAAAAAAAUAUUCCGGCAUCGAUGUUUUGGUAAACAACGCCGGCAUUCUUGAUUUUGAUAAGCCUGUGUCGUCGUAUGAAGAUUCUAAAAGGCUGAUUGACACAAAUUUUAUGAGUUUAUUAACUGUAUCAAAAAUUUUAUACCCAUUACUUAAAGACAAAGCUCGAAUAAUAAACUUGAGCAGUGAUUGGGGCUUGUUAUCUAAUAUAAGAAAACAAGUUUGGCUGGAUACAUUGGUGAAAGACGAUCUCACAGUUAAGGAAAUAUUACAUUUUGUUGAAGAUUUCCUAGAUGCAGCUAGAGGUGGUAAAAAUUCAUUUGUGUCUUUUGCUGGACAUUAUGGGGAUUACAAAGUUUCAAAAGUAGCAAUGUCAGCGUUAACAUUUGUUCAGCAGAGACAGUUUAAUGAACAAGGCAAAGAUGUAUCUAUCAACUGUGUCCAUCCAGGCUUUGUGAUGACUGACAUGACAAAAGGCAUGGGUGACUUCACACCAGAGCGCGGUGCGCGUGCUCCUCUGUACUUGGCCCUGGAGGCUCCACAGUCACUGAAGGGCACAUUUGUUUGGCAUGAUUGCCAUCAAGUCAACUGGGAUGAUUGAAUCUAAGGAUGUAAUGGUUAAAAGUUAUUAGAUUUGUAACCAUGGAGAUCCUGUGAUAAGUGUUGCAUGCACUGUAAACUUAUAUUAUAUAAUUUUUUCUUGAA
This is a messenger RNA of Manduca sexta (tobacco hornworm), 1078 nucleotides long. RefSeq names its product carbonyl reductase [NADPH] 3. The transcript has a single exon. Bases 141 to 974 code for a protein of 277 amino acids. Gene Ontology annotation, molecular function: carbonyl reductase (NADPH) activity. NCBI's taxonomy places the organism in Eukaryota, Metazoa, Arthropoda, Insecta, Lepidoptera, Sphingidae. The record is from RefSeq and is a predicted model, not a curated record.